Messenger RNA from Paramuricea clavata, 1785 nucleotides. The record is from the annotation of a GenBank genome assembly. NCBI's taxonomy places the organism in Eukaryota, Metazoa, Cnidaria, Anthozoa, Malacalcyonacea, Plexauridae.
GCUAAACAUGCUAAUGUAAACUAUUUUAAUCUAGGUAACCAACUACCAGCAGAAAGAGUUCGUUUUAUUCUGGGAGGUGAAGAAAAUGAUGUUGAACAUCAGAUAUUUACUGAAAUGGAUGAAUUAUACUGUGAUGCAAGUGGUGUAGAAGAGUGGAAGGAGACGGCAAGAUGGUUAAAAUUUGAAGAAGAUGUGGAAGAAGGUGGCAAUCGAUGGAGUAAACCUCAUGUGGCCACUUUAUCUUUGUAUAGUUUAUUUGAACUCCGAAGUUGUGUUCUCAAUGGAACUGUGUUACUUGAUUUGAAUGCAAGCACAGUAUCACAGAUAGCAGGUAAAGGGACAACUGUCUUACACCCAGGGUAGUGGCAAACACUUUGUGAAUUUAGGUGGCCAACGUAUUUGGGCCAUGUUACAUGAGGCAAUUUUGUGUGCAGCUUGUAACAAAAAAAAUAAUUUAGGUGAUUGCAGUGAGAUGUCAGACAAGUACAAGUUGCUUUGCAACCUGCAGUGUAGUUAUAUUUUUGUUGGGAGAAUUUGGUCUGAUUGCAGCCUAACCUGUUUUGCGAUUGCUUGAUUUAAAAAUAAACUUGAGAUAAUUUGCAGCAGUGUUAGACACUGCGACUUCUUGUACAUCUCAGCGAAAAGUAGAAGCUUGUUUAACCAUUGCACUUGUACCACUUGCAUCACAGUUGUAAUUGACCAGCAGGUUUAGGCGAGGGCUACAAAUGUGAUUUUUGCUUGUGAUGGUGAUCAAUGCAAUGGGUCAAAUUUCAUUGUGUUACUAUUAAUCUCAGAAACAAAGCAACCUCAUGGGUACUUCUCAAGUAAAGCAAUUUUUAUUAUGUUACUAAAAAUAGAAUCUUCAGACAAUAAAAUUGUAUAUACGGUAACAAUUUUGACACUUUUGUUAAAUACGUUUGUUCAUUCCAACAGGCAAUAUUGCUUAUAUAUAACACAAUUCAUUUACAUUGCAAUUUACAGCAAAAAUUCACUCAUGGCAAUUGCCCUCGUCGGGGGGGGGGAGUUCAGUUCCCAAUGACAUGUGCCGUAAAAUAAUUGAGAAAAUACUUGCUACCGUUGCUGAAAUAUAGUAUGGUAUUGCGAUCUGUCAGAUCUUCACACUUGUUUUCUGAUCAUACGUCUAAAGCUUAGAUCUUUCUGCCCACUACAGAGCAGUAAACAUAAUGAAAAUUCAAACGUGUUUUGUUAUUAUAGAUAUUGUACUUGAUGAUUUGGUUGCUUCAAGGCAGCUUGAUGUUGGCUUGCGACCUCGACUACGAGAUCUUUUGUUAAAAAAACACAGACAUUUAUAUGAAAGAAGGAAAAGCACUCAGAGAAAGAAGUCGGGUCUUCCAUCAUUACGGGGAUCAAAGAAAGCAAGUAAUUUGGAUAAAGGUACAUAUAUUUCAUGCACAUUAUAAUGUUGGUAGUACAUAUGAAAACUCUGAAGUCUUAACCAUUUCCUGCCACUCUGAUUUGAGUUUUUGGCCAUGACUGGAACCAUUGCAGACACUUCGUGAAGUACUGGGGUAUAAAUUUAGGUAAUCAACAUAUUAUCACACUUGUUGCAAAUCUUAGUCAAAAUGUAAUGAAAUAUUGCUCAAAUUGCACGAGAAACCAUACUAUUUCUUAUUUUAAAAUAAUAUACAUGAAAAAAUUAUGCAGUCACAUGCGUGCGCAGGUCACAUGCGAAAUAGUUAAUUUUAAUAUAAAUAAUUUUAAUAGAGCCAUUUUUAUCACUUUUAAAUGUUUGCGUUUUUUGUAUUAUUUUCUGCUAGAAAUGGC